Messenger RNA from Epinephelus lanceolatus (giant grouper), 1969 nucleotides. RefSeq lists its product as uncharacterized. The record is from RefSeq and is a predicted model, not a curated record. Gene Ontology annotation, molecular function: 2 iron, 2 sulfur cluster binding. Lineage: Eukaryota; Metazoa; Chordata; Actinopteri; Perciformes; Serranidae. Gene Ontology annotation, cellular component: mitochondrion.
GAGGUUAUGAAGGAGUGGCUUCAGCACGCGAGCUGUUUACAGUCAUCAUCCAGGCUCCCGGUUCGUCGCAGGGCAGCAGCCAUGUUGUAACUUUUCCUAAAGUCCGUCCAAGUUUUGUGGCAGCUGUUCGCUAAAUGCUGGUUUUCAUUUGACCUUAAAAUGAUCUCCAGCAGUUUUCUAGUCGCAGUGCAGAGAGGAUGCACGCAGACCUUCACACGACCUAUUUCCUUUUCGAUGGUUCAGUGCUGCCUGCAGUCUACGCAGGCUAUCCCUGCAGCGCGGCUGCCUUACAGAGUGAAGGUGUCUGCUGGGAAACGCUACGCCUGGUGUGCUUGUGGACACAGUAAGAAACAGCCUUUUUGUGACGGCGCUCACAAGUCCAAAGCUCCAAGUAUCUCCCCUCUACGCUUCACCCCCGACAAAGACAGGAUGGUCAUGCUGUGCGCCUGCAAGCAAACCAAAAAUGCACCGUACUGCGACGGCUCACACUUGAAGGUCAUCUUCCGGGAUAUAGUGAAGUCAGUGAAAGGCGUCUUUAAAUGAAAGACAAUAAUUUAUCUCGACUCAACAUAAAUGCAGUAGUUGUGGAGAUGUGAUGUCCAGCACAAUUUUGUCCUUGUCAUUCCUCGUCAGGCUGAUAUUUUUGUCUGUAUAAUUAUAUUGGGUUUUUUUUUUUUUUUUUAAAUAUAUUAGUUUGCCUGAAUGUUGUAUAUAAAUGCAUAACCCAAUAAAACAUACUUGAAAAUAUAUAUUUGUGUUGCAUCACAAACUUGUGCAGAUAAUUCUUCAGAUUUUAAUUACUUUUUUUACAGUUUCAAAAUAAUAGUAAAAAGGGGGAAAGUGCAAAAUUUUGAUAACCGUUUUUAAUUAUACUUUAUUUUUGACAACUACACUUAGGUCCAAACCCAGGUAAUUUCCUAAUUAAGGCUUUAAUUAGUAUCUGGCUGUGGCCGCUUUCCUGUCAGAUUGAUUGGCCCUAAAACCUGAUGAGAAAAUACGAACACACACAUCACUGCACAGGAGCUGCAAACACUGGUCUAGUUUAAAGGACAAUAAUAAAACAUCUGGUAUGGUGAAACAUCUAAUAGGAUCUAAGUUUCUGGUCUGAAAUCCCGAAUUUUACUGUGUUUUAUGUAUUGAUGUUUUUUGUGUCUUUUCUAUUGGGUGUAAUAGUGAAAAAAAUGGGAUAUCAGUAUUACCAUUUCUCCUUGCCUCCUAGCCUAAACUUUAGGACAGCAGUGGAAAUAAAUCACAUGUUUUUACAUGAAAGCACAACAUCUUUAAAAUAACAAAGACCUGCUUUGCAGAGGUAAAAGACAAAAGCUUUUCCUAUGAAUUGAACAGUAUCCAAAGAAAACGAGAACUUUUUUGAACAAUGUGCCCUGGACUGACGAAACUAAAAUGGAAACUUGUGGUCAGGAACAAAGACCGAAUGCUUGGAGAAAAAAGCAUUCAUAAAGAAAAACACCUUGACAGCUGUUAAACAUGAAGGUGUAUCCAUGAUGCUUUGGGGUAGUGUGCCAGGUGGGGGUCAGGAAAUACUGUGCAAGUGGAGGGAAGAAUUUGUUCCACCAAAUGUCACAAAUUCUAGAGGCUAAUGUUCAAAGGACAGUUCAGACACUGAAGUUGAAAAGAGGUUGGGUAUUUCAGGCAGACAAUGGUCUGAAUUAUACCUCAAAAUCAACCAUGAAGUACCAUCGAGAAAGACAGAUGGAGGUUUUGAAACAGCCUACACAGAGCGGAGAGAUUUCAAAUAUACCGUGUAUGCAAGGAAGCCAAAGAAUAUAUCUAAGUUAAAGGUGUUCUGCCAGGAAGAAUGGGAGAACUAUUUGAUAACAAGAUUUUAAUGAUUCUUGGCUAGAAGUACAAAAAAAGGUACUAACUUAAAUGAGUCUUUAAGGGUGUUUUACAUUGUUUUAAAAAUAUAUAUUUUUAUGCUAAAAAAAUAAAAAGUCAUCUUGCCAUUCAA